Messenger RNA from Paramecium pentaurelia, 596 nucleotides. Lineage: Eukaryota; Ciliophora; Oligohymenophorea; Peniculida; Parameciidae. The record is from the annotation of a GenBank genome assembly.
UCAAUGUCAAUGUUUAUUGGAGCUGCAUGGGCCUAUAUGGUUGUUGUUGCUAUUCUAUUAGAACCAUUUGGUUAUAAUCAAAAAUAAAUUGGAUAUGUGAGUAUCGUUUAUUGUGCUACAGGUACCAUCGGUGGAACUAUUGCAAGCUUAUAUAUUGAUUAUCAAUUAAAAUUGAACAUCAAGCCUCAUUAUGAUAUACUCAAUAAAGCAUUUAUGACAAUUGGAAUGGCAGGAAUCCUAAUCAAAGUCUUACUAAUUGAUAUAAUUAAUGAAACUUGGAUAAUAAUAUUCUCAGGAGCUAUUGGUUUUGGUUUGAAUUCAUUUUUGCCAUUAGCUAUUUAAUGUUAUGUUGAGAAAAUGUUUCCUUGUUUUGAAUUAGUCUUAACUACUCUUAUGAUGUAAGUUUCAAAUGUACUAUUUAUUUUGAUUCCUAGCUUCUUGGCUUUAUUUUGAAUUACAUUCUUUUUCUAGAAGUAUUUCAUGAUUGCGGCCUUUGGGUAAUUCUAAUAAUACUGGGUCCAUUUUAUCUUUACAUAAUUUUCUUUUUCAAGACUAAAUUUAGAAGAUUUGAAUCUGAACAAGCUAAACCAUCUUGA